Molecule: messenger RNA, 1346 nt
Organism: Boeremia exigua
Lineage: Eukaryota; Fungi; Ascomycota; Dothideomycetes; Pleosporales; Didymellaceae
Exons: 2
Coding region: 221-1219 (332 amino acids)
Molecular function (GO): 4-hydroxy-tetrahydrodipicolinate synthase activity
Source: RefSeq, a predicted model, not a curated record
GCCUACCAGUGAUGCGACCUCGGCGCGGGGUUGGCAGCGAUCCACUGUUGGCCUCUAGCUUCGGUAUAUGGAGUAAAGAAGCCCGAAUGAACGAGCAUCAACAAGCGCAAUAAAGUCGUGAUGCGCCCAGAUCCCCUCUGAGACCAUACCGAGAUUUUUGUCGUCUUUUGUCAAGUUGCGUCGAGAGUCAAAUUCGAAAGUCGUCAACCACAGCCCCACCAUGACCUCAGCUGUCACUUCCCCGCCAACCGGCGUUUUCGUGCCUGUCCCCACAUUCUUCAAGCCCGCCGCCGACUCCAAGGCUGUUCAGGCCGCUGUCGACGUUCAAACACAGACUGAGCACAGCAUAUUCCUUGCCAAAAAUGGCGUUCGCGGCCUUGUCCUGCUCGGCUCCACUGGCGAGUCUAUUCACAUGAACCGUCAGGAGCGAAUCGAUUUGGUUUCUGGCGUCCGCAAGGGAUUGACUGAAGCGGGCUUUCCCGACUAUCCGAUAAUGGCGGGCACGCUGAUUAACAGCGUCGACGAGACACUAGAGCAGCUCGAAGACUACAAGCAGGCAGGUGCACAGUGGGGGCUUGUCCUGGCGCCAGGGUACUUUGGCGCGGCAGCAAGCCAAGAGGGUAUCAGAGAGUGGUAUACAGUUGUGGCUGAUCGAUCACCUAUCCCCAUUCUCAUCUACAACUACCCCGGCGUGACCAACGGCGUCAUGGUCACCCCUGAGACCUACCGCAUCCUCGCCCAGCACCCCAACAUCGUCGGCUGCAAGAUGUCGCACGCUGUUGUAUCGUGGCACAAUCAGGUUUCGCUCGACCCGAAGAUUGACCAUAACAAGUUUAAGGUGUACAGCGGAUUGGGUCAGCAGCUUGGUCCUAUCGUAUUCUUCGAUGCUGCAGGUGUCAUCGACGGCCUGGCGGCUGUCUACCCAAAGACUGUCUGCUCGCUGUUCAAGCUCGCCGAGACACGGCCAAUCAGCAACGAGAAUCUGGAAAAGAUCAAGAAGCUGCAGUACACGGUCAGCACGACGGAAGAGUACAUUGGCAAGUAUGGUAUCGUGGGUAUCAAGGAGGCGGUCAAGCGUGUGACUGGGUACGGCACAUUGGAGGGUGGCAGGCUCCCGAUCAAGGGUAAGCUGCCAGAAGGCGAGUGGGAGAAGUGGAGUGAGACCUGGGAGAGGAUACAGCAGGCAGAAGACUCGUUGUCCGAGAAGGACUUCAAGUAAGCUCAAGGACGUAGAACAAAACCUGAUCAAAUGAAAAAACAACACAACGCGAGCCUUGACUUUGAUUGGAGGACGAGUUAGUCAGGUUUCUGCAGCUGCUGUACUCGCGCCUCUACCUUGUUGAGAG